Molecule: messenger RNA, 398 nt
Organism: Anopheles maculipalpis
Lineage: Eukaryota; Metazoa; Arthropoda; Insecta; Diptera; Culicidae
Exons: 2
Coding region: 99-398 (99 amino acids)
Molecular function (GO): chitin binding
Source: RefSeq, a predicted model, not a curated record
ACCGUCCCGAAUGGUUGCAACUAGUCAGUAUCGUUCCUUGGACCAUUCUUAGAAGCACUCAACAAGUUCUUCUCCGCCAGCUCGUCGAAAGUAUCACCAUGAAGGUCGUCCUAUUCUUUGCCGCUAUCGCACUGUUCGUCGCUCUGGCCCACGGUCAGAAUGGCUGCGUUCGUGACGAUACUGAUGGGCGCCCGCUGUGCAAUGCGGCGGAAUUGACCGCACGCCUGUGGCGUAACAACUGGGACCCGACCGCGUACUGGGAGUGUGAGACGGCCAACGUUGAGGCUACGGCUCGCCGCUGCCCGACCGAGGGAUUGUUCGACACCGUGACCCGCACCUGCAUCAACUGGUUCAACUGGGAAUGGACUCCAACGUGCAAGCCGCCGAGCCGUGUGUAA